UUCGAGGUUGCAGCAGGCUGAGGGAGACCGUGGAAGGUAAGCAGGGAGGCAGCAUCAUGGCGGACAGAGACAGUGGCAGUGACCACGGAGGGCUGGCCACAGGCCCCGGCUCGCUGCCCCCGGGCGCGAUGGGCGCCGCGGCAAGACUCCAACACGACACAGAGGAGCUCGCAUCGAAGCGAGUCGACAUCCAGAAUAAGCGCUUCUACCUAGAUGUGAAGCAGAAUGCAAAAGGCCGCUUCCUAAAGAUAGCCGAGGUCGGAGCUGGGGGAAACAAGAGCCGCCUCACUCUUUCUAUGUCAGUGGCAGUGGAGUUCCGCGACUAUCUCGGGGACUUCAUCGAACAUUACGCCCAACUGGGCCCGAGCAACCCGGACAUAGUGCAGGAUGAGCCCCGGCGAGCCCUCAAGAGCGAAUUUCUAGUGCGAGAGAAUCGCAAAUAUUACAUGGAUCUGAAAGAGAACCAGAGGGGGCGGUUUCUCAGGAUCCGUCAAACCGUUAAUCGGGGGCCCGGAUUGGGAAGCGCACAAGGCCAGACAAUCGCGCUUCCAGCGCAGGGACUUAUCGAGUUCCGUGAUGCUUUAGCCAAACUCAUCGAUGAUUACGGUAUGGAUGAGGAUCCAGCCGAACUACCCGAGGGCACCUCCUUGACUGUUGACAACAAGCGCUUUUUCUUCGACGUGGGUUCCAACAAGUAUGGAGUGUUCAUGCGGGUCAGCGAGGUGAAGCCUACCUACCGGAACUCCAUCACUGUUCCGUGCAAAGUGUGGUCCAAAUUCGGCAACACGUUCUGUAAAUAUGCCGAGGAGAUGAGAAAGAUCCAGGAGCGGAGUAGAGAAAAACGGGCCUCCGAACUCCUACCGGAGGGCCAACAUGGUGACGACGGGGACGAUGAUUGACGGAUUACCGGCUUGAGCAGAAAUAAAUAAAUAACAACAAACAGACUUUAUAAACCGACUUUUACUAUAAAAUAUAAAGAGAGAAUUUCAAGGGAAGCACCCCACACACAACCUUCACAGUCAGAUUGGCAGUACUGUCUCGUCGUUCAUUGCUGGAUAUCACCCACUUACCAACCAUUUUAACAAGCAGUUCUCACGGAUUUAUGGCCUUUCCUGACUACAUGACGAUGGUGCUUAAAUUGGCUUUGAAAAAUCUGCUCAUCCUACAUCUGGCAUCAUCAUAACUUGCAUCUUACUGUACUUCAUUACUUUGUUUAUGUACUUUCACUACCUUAUUAAAUUUAUGUUGAUGGAAAAAAGUG
Oncorhynchus kisutch (coho salmon) is the source of this 1261-nucleotide messenger RNA. RefSeq names its product transcriptional activator protein Pur-alpha-like. Bases 57 to 899 code for a protein of 280 amino acids. Gene Ontology annotation, molecular function: RNA polymerase II transcription regulatory region sequence-specific DNA binding; purine-rich negative regulatory element binding; DNA-binding transcription factor activity, RNA polymerase II-specific. The transcript is spliced from 2 exons. Lineage: Eukaryota; Metazoa; Chordata; Actinopteri; Salmoniformes; Salmonidae. Gene Ontology annotation, biological process: regulation of transcription by RNA polymerase II. Gene Ontology annotation, cellular component: nucleus. The record is from RefSeq and is a predicted model, not a curated record.